Messenger RNA from Penaeus indicus, 1053 nucleotides. Its product is annotated as galactose-3-O-sulfotransferase 3-like. Bases 1 to 1053 code for a protein of 350 amino acids. Gene Ontology annotation, cellular component: membrane. Gene Ontology annotation, biological process: glycolipid biosynthetic process. Gene Ontology annotation, molecular function: galactosylceramide sulfotransferase activity. Lineage: Eukaryota; Metazoa; Arthropoda; Malacostraca; Decapoda; Penaeidae. The record is from RefSeq and is a predicted model, not a curated record. The transcript has 4 exons.
AUGAAUCAGUCCCCAUCCACUGAACCUGUGAGGAACUUGGAAGGCUCAUGGAAGCCUUGCAUCCGUCAGAAUUCAGUGUACUUCCUCAAGGUCCCGAAGUGCGCGUCCACGACUAGCUUACAGAUCUUCGUUGCAUAUGGAGUCAAACACGGCCUGACCUUCGCUCUGCCCGCCAGCAUUGCAAUGAUACCUAUAUCCCCAAAGAUUUUGCCGCCAGAGUACCAUGGGUCCCCCGACGGUCGCUACAACAUGGUAGUGUCCCACACACAGUUCAGUAAAGCGGGAGCACAGCAGGUGAUGAAAGAAUCGGCCAAAUAUGUCGCAACUGUACGGGAACCAGCAGCCCGCUUUGAGUCUAUGUGGUAUUACAGACAAUAUGAUAAGAUACUGGGCAUCACUCUUAGUGCUUUCAUCAAUGCAUCGCAGCGUACACCGAAGCAAAAUGCUAAACUGAACAUGAUUGCGAAUUAUUUUGGAGUCAAAGAUCCCCGCGAUGACGUACCAGAAGGUGAAGUACUUAGCAAGGCGAAAUGGCUGAAUGACAGCUUCGACCUGGUGAUGGUUGCCGAGAGGUUCGACGAGUCGCUGGUCCUUCUGAAGCACCUCAUGUGCUGGAACACCGAGGACGUCGCUUACGUUCAGGCCAGGGUUCGGAGGCCCAUGUACAGGGCCGAGCUCUCGGAGGCGCAGAAGGACAGGCUUCGGCAGCUGAACAGGCAGGAUGUUCUUCUGUACAAGUUCUUCACGGAAAUCUUCGAGGAGAAAGUCAAGGCCUUCGGCGAGGAAAGGAUGCAGAGGGAAGUCGAGGAACUUCGCCAAGCGAGCGCUCGACUCAUCGACGACUGUGGAGCUAAGCUCACUGGGUCAAGGAGGACUGAGAAGACAUGGAAAGUAACGAACGAUUCCAGUAUUUGCAGAAUGAUUACACUGGAUGGAGCUGCUAUCCAAGAGCAACUGAAGAAAAGGCAAAAGAAAUGGGUAUCGAGCAACUUGACUUACGACCUAUCAACGUGGACCUUUUCCCAAGUGAAAAAUGGAGUCCGGAAAAUUUAA